AUGGAGCAUCCCACACAGAGUGUCGACUACGAAGCACCCUUCAAUCCCCGAGCAGACGGAUAUCAGAUUCCAGGAGGAAGUAGCAGUGGCAGCGCUUCUGCUAUUGCAUCAUACGAUUGGCUCGACUUUUCGAUAGCUACAGACGGCGCCGUAUCCACCGAAGGUGUGAUAUCAGUGUACCCAGGGUACGACACACCUGGAGUCUUUGGGCGCGACCUCGCUAAAUUUGAGAAUUUCAUUUGGAAUUGGUACGGAGAAGGGAUCAAAAACAAAUCAAUAAAGUCACCGAGACUUUUUGUUCCCCCAGAUUUCUUCACCGAUAUCACUGGGCAUCAGCUCGAACUUGUUGAACACUUCAUAGAAGAUCUAGAAAUUAGUCUUCAGACCAAAGUACACCGACAAUCUAUUGCGGAGACGUGGAAAAAAUCAGCCCCCGUUGACGAGCGAGACAUCAACGUCUAUCUCGAAAAUGCAACGCAGCACAGCUACUACCACGCUGCCUUCCAUGCUUUCGAUGGGUUCAGAAAAGCAUACAAAGCCAAGUACAACCGCGCGCCGUUCAUCACGGAAUCGAAUCGAUGGUUAUGGCAGCUCGGCUCCGAAGUGUCCUCGAAGGAGCGCGACGAUAUGAACAACAGGAUUCAGACCUUCCGAACCUGGUUCUUAAAACACUACAUGAAGUCUGACGAGCAAGACACCAUCAUCAUCCUUCCAAUCUCACAGGUGAAGCCCAACUAUCGAGACGCCUUUACCUCGCAGAUAGGAAAAAAAGCAACAACUGGCCUGCGGACAACGUACCUCAGUCCCUAUGUCGGAGCACCCGAACUCGCCGUGCCCAUCGGGCAUUUAAACUUCGAGUCGCGCAUUUCCGGCAAUACAGAGAGUCUUCCUGUUGCAGUAGCUGUCAUGGGACCUCCUGGAAGCGACAUGGCUCUGGUGAAGCUUGUGCUGGAGUCGUUGCGCGCCUCGAAGCGUCCAACAGCCGUCAGCACUGGCAAAGCACGAAUGUGGUCACCUGAAGAAGAAAGCGGCUCCAGCUGA
Didymosphaeria variabile is the source of this 1041-nucleotide messenger RNA. RefSeq lists its product as uncharacterized. The record is from RefSeq and is a predicted model, not a curated record. Bases 1 to 1041 code for a protein of 346 amino acids. Lineage: Eukaryota; Fungi; Ascomycota; Dothideomycetes; Pleosporales; Didymosphaeriaceae. The transcript is spliced from 5 exons.